AUGUCUGCUAAGCCGGUCUUCCUGAGACUACCCGUGGAGUUACUCGACCACAUCGUGAAGUUUUGCAACGACAAAGCCACACUCUCUACCAUUAGACUCGUAUGCGAAUCAUGGGAGUCGUUGGCUCAACCACUCCUCUUUGAUCGAACUUGCAUCAAGCCCAAGCCUUUCAACUCACCAUGCGAAUCCAUUCUCUCACAAGAUGACUCGGUCAUUGCGAGGCGUAUUCGACAUAUCAUGUUUGAAGACGACAAGGCCGUCGGUCUUGGUCCUGGAGUUUUGCUUCGAUACUAUCUCGGCGUAGUCAAUCGAUUGAAGGAGAAAGGGGUCAGCGGGGAUUUACGAAGUUUAGGAUUGAUAUUCUACACCUUCGACGACGUCCUCUUCGACAAAUCGGCACCGACAUUCUUCACAUCCCUCACCUCCUCCUUCUCCAAUAUCGUAGAACUGAAUUUAUGGUUCUGCAACGAAAAUCUGGAAGAAUUCAUUCGGUUUAUGUGCUCCUUCCCUCGAUUAGAGAUUCUCGGUGUCAAGUUUGACGCUUGGCUGGAGUGUUCGGAGAAAACAUCCGAGUCUCUGGCGAUUGUCAAAUGUACACUUCCAGAAUCCCUCAAAAGCUUUCAUUGCGCACAUCCAUUCGCCCACAACUCCAUUGCCUACUUCUUAGAGUGGGUAGCAUCACACCCUCCACGAUCAGUCGAAGAACUCUCUGUUCUUUGGACGCGGACAUUGAAUCUGGAGGAUUAUUCUAGGUUUUGUUGCAAGACGUUGAGACAUCUACUUCUCAACUUCAGGAUCAGUGGUGUCUACAAUACAGGAAUACAAGACGAUUCAAUACGUUGCGAUUUAUCGCAACUUGAUGUACUAGAAAUCCUCACAGUCAACUUUGAUUCCAAUUACGAAUUUGAGGAGAUGCAUUUCAUGCUCGACACCCUGAAAUCUCGUCGUUUUCGGAGGAUCGAGUUCAUAAUCGAACCUACUCCCUUCGAACACUCGCAUAUGUGGGCUGAUGAUGGACAGUGGGAAGAGUUGGAUGAAGUUCUUGCCGGUUCGGAUAAGUUUGUUGGGGUCAUGGUUGAAAUCCAGGUCAUGGCUUCGUAUGUCCUCUUUAUGGAUGCGGAAGAACAGAUCCGAAAAAUCCUACGGAGGUGUCAUUCGCAAGGCCGGUUGUCGGUCAUUCCGUUUUACAAGGAUGGGCCGAAGGAGUGGAGUGUUAUUGAACGCUGGCGAAGAGUUGACCGUGGUGCGGACUGA
This is a messenger RNA of Marasmius oreades (fairy-ring Marasmius), 1254 nucleotides long. RefSeq lists its product as uncharacterized. Lineage: Eukaryota; Fungi; Basidiomycota; Agaricomycetes; Agaricales; Marasmiaceae. The record is from RefSeq and is a predicted model, not a curated record. The transcript has 2 exons. Gene Ontology annotation, molecular function: protein binding. The coding region runs from base 1 to 1254 and encodes 417 amino acids.